AUGUCGUUCCACGUGUUCAGACCGGUAUGGAAGCAGGUCGAACUCACCACACGACCGCUCAAGAAACGACGACUGCUCAGCUCGGAUCGUUACGCCGCUGCGCCUCGUGCACCGUACCGUAUCCUGCUCUUUGGGGCAGACGAGUUCAGCUGUGCGACGCUCGCGGCGAUACAUGACGCUAGAGAAGGUGAGUCGGAGCGCGCAGAUUGGGGGUUGCACCGUCUACUCGCUCGCAGCAGCUGAGGUCCUUACCUGGGCACAGAUUUGGUCGAGGAGCUCGUCGUGGUCACUCCACCCGAGGCGAGGACGGGCAGAGGGCUCAAGACCAUACACAGGCGUACGUUCACUGCUUUCCCUUCUCACCGGCUACCACUCCCGCAAUGAAGUGCAUCUUGGAUUCCUACAAGUCUGAACCUUGCGCUUCCCCUGCUGUGCCCCUCCCGACUCUUCCUCCGCACUUCGCAGCCCCACUUCGAGAGAUGGCCGAGUCGUUGAACCUCACCUCGAUCGCGCUACCUCCGACCACACCCCUCAGAGCAUACAAGGUGAGGGAUCUUCAAAUCCUUUGUGGCCCAGCAAGGUGCACUCACACUCCCCUCACCUGCUCCCACCCUCACCCUCACCCUCACCCACAUACCACCUUCCUCCGCUUCUCAACCCACCACUCAGCCCCCCACCUCCUUCCUCGACCCCACAUCGAGCACCCCCUCGCUGCUCGACCCUUCCCGAACCCUGCUCCUGACCGCCUCCUUCGGCCACCUCAUACCCACCACCCUCUUAUCCCUAUUCCCACCCUUGAACACGCUCAACGUCCAUCCUUCCCUGCUCCCAAAGUAUCGAGGAGCGUCUCCUAUUCAAUGGGCGAUUGCUCACGGGGAGCAGAGCACGGGCGUGAGCGUGCAAGAGUUGAGUAGGGGUAAAUUCGAUCAGGGGAGGCUCUUGGGCCAAAAGCAUGUCGUGAGCGUUUUUCUAUCUUUUGAGAUGGUCAGCAUGAUCGGAUAGGGUAACAAGCUGGGCUGAUACUGGUCCGGACUUUUGGUGCACCCGACGGGUUUUUGUUUUGUUGAAAAACAGAGCAUGCCACCCAUGGCGGAUUUCAAGACACUCGAACCGAUCUUGGCUAGGGAAGGAGCGAACUUGCUCGUCGAGGUGUUGCGUAAUCUUGAGAAAGCUCAGGUGCGUCGACAUCAGAACCGGGUCCCCGACCACAACUUUGUCAAGAGAAGAAGCUGACUUGUCCCGUUUGAUCCGGGGGAAAAGGCCAAUGCCGUCGCCCAAACAGGGGUCGUCUCCCAUGCGUCCAAGAUCGUGAGAGAUCAUGCGAGGAUCGUCUGGGAUAGGAUGGGGUCGGACGAAUUGAAGAGGUUGCAGAGGGGAAUUGGACAUCAGGUGAGGAUCUAGAACCACACUCAUAAGGGGGUGGAGGCUAGCGCUCGCUGGUGGAAACUGAUCAAUCCUCCAUGUCCCGGCUAUACCUGCCCAGUUCCCACUCUGGACAACCCUCAAAACCUUCCCUUCCAACCCCACCGAACCCUCCCAGCCCUCUAAAACAAUUCAAAUCCAACUCCUCGAUAACCCAGCGUUUUCCGUACCCGACUCCGUCCCCAUCGCCGAACUGACCUCCCUCCCACCCGGAUCAACGGCCUUUGAUCCACGAACCAAGACGUUGUUCGUAAGAUGUGCGGCAGGGGUCGUGGGUGUGGAAAAAGUUAAGGGUGCCGGGGGGAAGUGGGUGAGGAGCGGGGAGUGGUGGAAUGGGGUUGGGAGGAGAUUGGGGACGGUGAGGAUGGAAUGA
This is a messenger RNA of Microbotryum saponariae, 1795 nucleotides long. The record is from the annotation of a GenBank genome assembly. Lineage: Eukaryota; Fungi; Basidiomycota; Microbotryomycetes; Microbotryales; Microbotryaceae.